AUGGCGGUUUACACCCGAAACAGCACUUGCGUCGGAUCUAUGCUCAGCAGCAAAGAAGCGCGAGACGCGACUCCAAUCCCCAUCAACAUCCCGCCAUCCAACCUCGACGAGAUCAAAAAAGACUGCGACUCGUUCACGUUCGACGCGUUCACCUCUGACGACGCGUGGGAGCUUGGCCACCUGCUCCAUGCGCGGCUAGCACUACUGGCCGGCACGCCGACGCUCAUCUCCAUCUCGCUGGCCAACAGCAGCCAGGUCGUGUUCCAGUGCGUCAGUGGCCCGGGCACGGCGCCGGACAACGAGACGUGGGUCAAGCGGAAGCGGAACAGCGUGCUCCGCUGGGACUGCAGCACGUGGUACCUGCACUGCAAGUACGGCGGCGACGAGGAGGCGUUCCGGCUCAAGUUCGGCAUGAGCGCCGAGCAGGCUAGCCAGUACGCGAUCCAUGGCGGCGCCGUCCCCAUCCGCGUCCGCGGCGUCGAGGGCGUCGUGGCCGUCGUCGUCGUCAGCGGGCUCAAGCAGGCCCAGGACCACGGCGUCAUCGUCGACGUGAUCAAGGAGAACUGGCAUCGCGUGUAA
Messenger RNA from Lasiosphaeria miniovina, 579 nucleotides. RefSeq lists its product as uncharacterized. Gene Ontology annotation, biological process: post-translational protein targeting to endoplasmic reticulum membrane. Gene Ontology annotation, cellular component: TRC complex. The record is from RefSeq and is a predicted model, not a curated record. The transcript has 2 exons. NCBI's taxonomy places the organism in Eukaryota, Fungi, Ascomycota, Sordariomycetes, Sordariales, Lasiosphaeriaceae. Bases 1 to 579 code for a protein of 192 amino acids.